Musa acuminata AAA Group (dessert banana) is the source of this 809-nucleotide messenger RNA. Its product is annotated as putative invertase inhibitor. The record is from RefSeq and is a predicted model, not a curated record. Lineage: Eukaryota; Viridiplantae; Streptophyta; Magnoliopsida; Zingiberales; Musaceae. Gene Ontology annotation, molecular function: enzyme inhibitor activity. The transcript has a single exon. Bases 69 to 638 code for a protein of 189 amino acids.
UCUCUCUUCUUUUUCUUGCUUGCCUUGCAUGCUCUAAUAGCUUACGUUGAGAAGACAGCAUCUCAGCGAUGGGAAGAUUCACUUCCGUCUUCCUCUCCUGCCUCUCCUUCCUCCUCUUCGUCGUUCUUCUCCCACACGUCUCUUCGCGGCCAGCGGCCGUGCCCGCUCGACGCAGCAUCGUCGGCGAGACCUGCAACCAGAUCGCGAGAGGCGAUCCCAACGUGGACUUCACCUUCUGUUCGCAGUCGCUGCGGUCGGCCGCCGGAAGCGACGGCGCGGACCUGCACGGCCUCGCCAUCAUAUCGCUAAAGCUGGCGGUCUCCAACGCGACGUCCGCCGCGACCCGGGCGAAGGCGCUGCUGAAGGGCAACGGCCUGAGCCGGUACUACAAGUCGUGCCUGGACGCCUGCCGCGAAGUCUACGCCGACGCCGUGUCGGAUCUCCGCGACGCCACCGGGAUGAUCAGAUCCGGCCGCCUUGUCGACGCCAGGGUGUACAUCAGCGCCGCCGUGGACGCGCCCGUCGUGUGCGAGGACGGGUUCCAAGAAGGUGGACUCGCCUCGCCGCUGGCGGAGGAAGACGGCGACCUGAUGCAGCUUGCUGUCAUCGCCCUCGCCAUCGCCGUUCGACUGGGUUGAUUGAUUAUCGCACAGGAUUUAAAGCACCAGGCAGGUGAUUGGCACGGUUAAUGUUGGUCUGGAAUCGAUCAGAUCACUUGCAGUGGGUUUGAUGCUCUUCUCUUCCUCGAUUUGACUGUUUCCAGCUCCAAUGAAAUAAAAGCGUACUGACCAUAUGGUGCUUUGCUUCUA